Molecule: messenger RNA, 1025 nt
Organism: Schistocerca gregaria
Lineage: Eukaryota; Metazoa; Arthropoda; Insecta; Orthoptera; Acrididae
Product: aldo-keto reductase family 1 member B7-like
Exons: 2
Coding region: 1-828 (275 amino acids)
Molecular function (GO): oxidoreductase activity
Source: RefSeq, a predicted model, not a curated record
AUGCUUGCACUACAUGCCGUCACACUUCGUCUCUGGCUCGACGUGACGGCACCAGCUCUCGUCACCUGCGAAGAUCCACCCCAGGAAGGCAGGGUCCUCAUAAUGCCAGGACAGAUUACUUUUGCUGAGCUUCUUCGAAGCCCACUGCACACACGCCUUCCGGUACUGUACACAACUCCCUGCACUGUUGCAACAGUGGCCUCCACAGUCACUGCUAACACUUGCAUUAUGACAAGCCAAUCAAGGUCGUUCACCUUGUCGCUACAUUUUCUUGUUUUAUUCUUUUGUUCUUUAACAUAUCUGGAUACCUGGAAACAAAUGGAGGAGUGUGUUCGCCUUGGUCUUACGAAGAGUGUUGGUGUAUCCAAUUUCAACAGCAAACAACUAGCUAGAUUACUAGAAGUUGCAAAGAUCAAGCCAGUCACCAAUCAGAUUGAAUGUCAUGCUUACCUCAACCAGAAGAAAUUAAUUCAGUUUUGCAAGGAAAAGGACAUUGUUAUUACAGCAUACAGUCCACUUGCAAACCCCUCCAUGAAAAUGCCAGAGGGUGAGGUCCCACUCAUGCAGAAUCCAAAGAUGAAGGAGCUUGCUGACAAAUAUGGAAAGUCAAUUGCUCAAGUUCUUUUGAGAUACUUGAUUCAAAUUGGCACAGUUCCAAUACCAAAAUCUGUCCACAAGGAAAGAAUUAAGGAGAACUUCAAUGUUUUUGAUUUUGAGCUGAAUGCUGAAGACUUAGCUUGCAUUGACACGUUCAAUAAGAACUACAGGGUUUGCGCAUUUAAUGAGACCAAAGCUGCCAUACACUACCCAUUCUAUGAAGAGUUCUGAAGUCCAUAAAUUUCAAAACUUGAUGUGAAGUAGCACAUCAUGACAACUGCCUGAUUCGCAGAUUAAACAUCUUAAUUUAAUCAGUAAAAUAUUUCAUAAUUAUAUGUAAUAGAUGUCAUGAUAUUUGUUUGUUUCCAUUGUUGUUGUAAUACCAUGUUCCAUGUAUUACAUGUACAAUCAAAUAUUAUUUUGAAAUA